Molecule: messenger RNA, 855 nt
Organism: Eimeria necatrix
Lineage: Eukaryota; Apicomplexa; Conoidasida; Eucoccidiorida; Eimeriidae
Exons: 1
Coding region: 1-855 (284 amino acids)
Source: RefSeq, a predicted model, not a curated record
AUGGCAGCUUUGCCUGCUUCUUCUUUGCUGCUGCAGCAGCUGCAGCAGCAGCAGCAGCAGCGGCACAAGCAGCAGCAGCAGCAGCACGAAGGCGGAGCGGGGGCUUGCAGCUGCGCCCUCCUCGUGUGCAGCAGCAGCAGCAGCCCAGCAGCAACUGCAGAGCUGCUGCUGCUGCUGCAGAAAGCAGCAACUUCAGGUCUUUUGUGUCUUGCUGCUGAAGAAGCAGCGCUGGGCUGUCUAGGCAACUUCCUGCUGCUGCUGCCUGCUGCUGCAGCAGCAGAAGCAGCAAACUUGGGAGCAGCACUUGCUGCUGCUUUCGCAGAAGCAGCAGCAGCUCUCAAGGCUGAGGUGCUGGUGCUUCCCGAUGGCGCAGCAGCAGCAGCAGCAGCAGUGGAGCAGCUGCAGGUCAAUCCGCAGCUAACAACAGCAGCAGCAGCAGCAAAAGCAUCAGCAGCUAACGCCGCUGUCACUGCAGCAGCAGGGAGACUUGUGGCUUUCGCGAGGUUCUGCAGCAGCAGCAGCAGCAGCAGCAGCAGCACAGCAGCAACGCUGGCGCAUGCAGCUGAAGCAGCAAUGUCCAUCCUUCACAUGAGAGUCAUGGUUGCUGCUGCUGCUGCUGCAGCGCAGCACGCCGACCAGCAGCAGCAACAGCAGCAGCAACUUCCCUCCAUUCCCUGUAAGCCCCACAUCCACUAUUUUGCUGUUGCUGCUGCUGCUGCUGCUGCUGCUGUGCUUCCGUUUGCUGCGUAUCCUGGCGAUUUUCACUGUCGGCCACUAAGCACGCUGCUGCUGCUGCUGCUGCUGCUGCUGCUGCUGCUGCUGCUGCUGCUGCUGCUGCAGCUUGCGGUGCCGUGA